Messenger RNA from Planococcus citri (citrus mealybug), 3589 nucleotides. Its product is annotated as heat shock 70 kDa protein 4-like. Gene Ontology annotation, molecular function: ATP binding; ATP-dependent protein folding chaperone. The transcript has a single exon. NCBI's taxonomy places the organism in Eukaryota, Metazoa, Arthropoda, Insecta, Hemiptera, Pseudococcidae. The record is from RefSeq and is a predicted model, not a curated record. Bases 187 to 3192 code for a protein of 1001 amino acids. Gene Ontology annotation, biological process: protein folding. Gene Ontology annotation, cellular component: nucleus; cytosol.
UACUUCUUUCUUUCUACUUAGCACUCUAAAUUAACUUGAUCUAAUUUUUCGAGUGAAGUAAUUUUGCGAACGGUAUUUGCUGCGAAUUUUUUCUCGUUCAUUAGUGAAAAACGCGUUAAUUACCUGAACAAUUAUUCGUGUAUUUCAUUCGCCAAGAUAGUCAUCGGUUACCGGUUAGUGUUGAAAAUGGCUUCAAUGUUUGUAAUCGGUAUUGAUUUCGGUAACGAAUCGUCGUAUAUAGCAGUUCCUCGAGCCGGAGGUAUAGAAAUCAUCAGUUUCAGUAACACCUUCAGUGUACGGGCUACUAGUACUCCCUCAUAUGUGGCAUUCAGUGAUCGAAACAGAAUUCUCGGAGUGGCGGCCAAAAAUCAGCUAAUACCCAAUCUUAAAAACACCAUCUUCGGGUUCAAGAGGUUGUUGGGUAAGAAUUUCGAUGACCCGGCUAUUCAACACGAUUUACGUUACGCACCAUACACAACCAUUCGUUGUAAAAAUGGUACCAUCGGUGUCAAAGUUUGUUACUUGGACGAAGAAUAUGUAUUCUCCAUUCAGCAAAUAACUGCUAUGUUUUUUACCGAGCUGAAAAAAACCGCUGAAGCGGCAUUGAAAUGCGAAGUCAAUCAAUGUGUGAUAUCAGUCCCUUCGUUUUUCGAUAACGCCGAACGUCUUGCGUUACUAGACGCAGCUACCAUCGCUGGUUUAAAAGUUUUACGUAUAUUCAACGAAACUGCGGCUACGGCGUUAACUUACGGUAUCUAUAGACAAGACCUUCCAACCCCCGAAGAGCCGCCUCGUAAUGUCAUAUUCGUCGAUUUCGGACACUCAUCGUUACAAGUAUCCGCUUGCGCUUUCACUCGAGGUAAAUUGAAGAUGUUAGCUUCGACCGCUGAUUCACAACUAGGAGGACGCGAUAUUGAUAUCAUUCUCGCCAAGAGUUUCUGCGAACAGUUCAAAUCCAAGUAUUAUAUCGAACCGACGAAAAAUCAUCGAGCCAUGUUACGUUUACUCGGCGAAGUAGAAAAACUAAAAGAACAAAUGUCCGCUAAUUCUACGAAAAUACCUUUGAAUAUCAAAUGUUUCAUGAACGAUAUAGACUUACAUGGUGAUCUGAAACGUGCCGAUAUGGAGGAGCUUUGCGCCGGAUUAUUCGAACGUGUUGAACAGACUAUGCUGAAAUGCUUACAAGAAUCCAAGUUGAAGAAAGAAGAAAUACAUUCCAUCGAGAUCGUUGGCGGUUCGAGUCGCGUGCCAGCGAUUAAAUCGCUCAUCGAGAAGGUAUUCGGUAAACUACCUAGUACAACACUGAAUCAAGAUGAAGCUGUAGCUCGUGGUUGCGCUCUUCAGUGCGCUAUGCUUUGCCCGACUACCUCAGUUCGUGAUUUUAGUAUCACCGAUAUUCAAAACUACCUGAUUAGAGUGAUUUAUGAUUCAAAAACUAACGAAGAUUUGGAAGUAUUCCCUAAGAAUCACCCGAUACCGUUCUGUAAGAAUCUUACUUUCUGCAAACGCGAACCUUUUGAAUUGAAAGCUGUUUACGGUCAUAAUAACAAGUUGAUCGGUAAAUUCUUCGUUAACGACGUCAAGCCCGACGUCGAAGGUCAAAACCAGAUCAUUAAAGUCAAUGUCCGUAUCUCUAUCAAUGGUAUAUUCACCGUACCCAACGCGACUCUGACUGAAAAACAAGAAAUCAACGAUCACGGCGAACCGAUGGAUGUAAGUCAACCGCUUCCGGGUUCCAAAUCAGUCGAGAAGGAAAAUUGUAAAAAACGGACUGUAAAAACCACCGAUUUUCCGGUCGAAGUCGAACUAUUCGGAGCUUACUCUUCGAACGAAUUGAAUGACCUGAAAGAACAAGAAUGUAAAAUGAUAUCUACGGAUCGUCAAGAGCGAGACAGAAUCGACGCCCGUAACGCUCUCGUAGAAUACGUUUACGAGCUCCGAGGUCAAUUAUCAUCAUCCGACGAGCUCGGUACGUUUGUACCGGACAAAGAACGGAAAAAACUAUGCGAACAGUUGGACGAAAUUGAGACCUGGGUAUAUGAAGAAGGGGACGAUUGCAAACGUCAGGUGUAUUCCGAUAAGCUCAAAAGUUUACAAGAUUACGUCGAACCGAUUAAAAAGCGUGAAUUCGAGUUCGAAGUACAACCACAGUUGCUGGAAGAAUUUUGCUCAACUUUACAAUUGACACAAAAAGCAGUCGAUCAAUAUAACGCCGGCAUAAAGAGCUAUUCUCAUCUGGAGAAAAACGAAGUCCAAAGGGUUCAAGAGUCGACAAAUUCAGCUUUGCGAUGGAUCGAAGAUAUACGUAACAAAUUGAACGUCGCUUCACGCCAUCAAAAUCUACACAUCACCGCGGAUCAAAUUAAAACCGAAAAGAAUAAAUUCGAACAAGAGGUAACCAAAGUAUUCCAGAAACCAAAACCGCAAUCACCUCCUGCACCCCCCCAAAUAUCUACGGAUCGUCAAGAGCGAGACAGAAUCGACGCCCGUAACGCUCUCGAAGAAUACGUUUACGAGCUCCGAGGUCAAUUAUCAUCAUCCGACGAGCUCGCUACGUUUGUACCGGACAAAGAACGGAAGAAACUAUGCCAACAGUUGGACGAGAUUGAGAACUGGAUCCACGAAGAAGGCGACGAUUGCAAACGUCAGGUGUAUUCCGAUAAGCUCAAAAGUUUACAAGAUUACGACGAACCGAUUAAAAAGCGCAAAUUCGAGUUCGGAGUACAACCACAGUUGCUGGAAGAAUUCAGCUCAAUUUUACAAUUGACACAAAAAGCAGUCGAUCAAUAUAACGCCGGCAUAAAGAGCUAUUCUCAUCUGGAGAAAAACGAAGUCCAAAGGGUUCAAGAGUCGACAAAUUCAGCUUUGCGAUGGAUCGAGGAUAUACGUAACAAAUUGAACGUCGCUUCGCGCCAUCAAAAUCUACACUUCACCGCGGAUCAAAUUAAAUCCGAGAAGAAAAAGUUCGAACAAGAGGUAAUCAAAGUAUUCCAGAAACCAAAACCACAACAACCUCCUACACCACCCCGAGAACCGAGCCAAGAAGAAGUCCCAAAAUGCGCUUCCGAAUCUACCAUCACUCAUUUAACCGCCUCAUUACGCAAACAAAAAUAUUUAAUUCGAAUGAUCGAUUCACUGGAACUCACGGAUAAUCUUGACGCAAAAGAAGCGAAAGUUCAGUCGAAGCAUUAGGAAAAGUUUUACGAGUAAUAUGGUAUUGCAGCUUUGUUUGGAGACACUUCGCUGAAAGUUCAUCGAAAAGCAGACGAUCUCGACACUUCAAUUAAAAAGCAGAAAUCUAUGAUCAAGGUGCUCGAGUCAAUUGAAUCGACAAUGAAUCCGAGUGAGGUUGAAGCUGAAUUAUUGCGCCAUAAUCUCACUUGUUGAUCAGUUCUUGAAAAAUCAUUGCAUGAUAACAAGCUGUGUGAGUGGUUCAGCCUUCUUCGAGCAGUCGCGAAUCCUUGACAACUUAUGACUUUUUUUAAAAAUUUUAUUUUUAUCAAUUCCCAGUUUUUAUUGGUUUUAUUGUUUCAUUUUAAAAUGUUGGUAUUAUAUGUAUUAUUGGAUUAAAUAAAAUAUUAUAUCAUGA